UAAUCAUACAUGUAAUUUAAUUAUAAUAUUGUAACUAUAAUUAUAAUAUUUUAAAUUAUUUGCAUAUUUUUUUUAUAAAACUGCAAUUAUUAAAUAUUUUAAUUCACAUUCACGGAUUGGAUAAGCACUUUGACAUUAGCCAAUCACGAAAGACAUCAGUGCAUCGAGAUAGUUCUGCGUGAGAAAAUCAACCGUAACCUAACUACAGUGAUCAUUGUAUUGUAAUUCUCACAAAUAAUGCUAGUUGUAAAAUUAAAUUGACAAUAACUUGUCAAUACAUUUUUUAGGCAUAUUUCUCUUACUACUUUCAUGGUUUUAUUUGUGUGAUUGAUUACGAGUUAUAAUACGAUUACAAUACAUUUUAUUUAACAAUCUUUUUUCCUGAGAUUUGCAUAAAUUUAUAAUUAUUGCAUUACACGCAAUAUGAAGUUAAGUACGGAUUUGUAUGAUAACUUAUAUCUAUAUGCUACACCAGAGAAAUUUUAUGUUGAGCCAGCAGGUAUUAAAGUAUUACUUGUAGUCGAUAGAGUAAGUCAACAAGUUUAUACUCAAGUUGGUACAGCCAGCCUAAUACCACCUACUGCUAGUCGUAGAAAAAUAUGGGGAAUAGUAGGAACUAUUCGUCUUUUAGCAUGUCGUUAUCUCAUAGUAAUUACAGACGCGCUAAUGAUUGGAACAAUAGCAGGUCAACAAAUUUAUAGAAUUGUUUCUACAGAUGUGAUACCAUAUUCGAGAUCGUCUUUACAUUUGAGUGAAAAACAAGUACAGAAUAAUGCCACAUAUUUAGAAAUGGUUAAAUCUGUUUUAAAUACACCUUACUUUUACUUUAGUUAUACAUACGACCUCAGUCAUACUACACAAAGGCUUCAUAAUACGACGCCUGAAUUUCUACAGAUGACACUUUAUGAUAGAGCAGACCCUCGGUUUGUGUGGAAUGCUUACCUUUUGCAAGAUUUAACGGCCAGGGUCGAAUUAUACAAAUUUUGCUUGCCUAUUAUACACGGAUUUAUAUCUUUAAACACUGUUGUUGUCAAUAGUAUUGCAUUCAAUUGGGGUAUUGUUUCAAGGCGCAGUAUACAUCGCGCAGGUACAAGACUUUUUUCACGUGGUAUAGACUCUAGUGGAAAUGUUUCUAAUUAUGUAGAAACAGAACAGUUAAUCGAAGUAAAUGGAUAUCGUAGUUCUUUUGUACAAACGCGAGGUUCCAUACCUUUGUUUUGGUACCAAGCCCCAAAUUUAAAAUAUAAACCUAAGCCCCAGCUAAGUGUUCACGAAGAUCAUCAAACUGCAUGUGUUAGGCAUUUUGAUUCUCAAAUUUUCCAUUAUGGAAAACAAAUCUUGGUAAACUUGAUCGACCAACGUGGGCCAGAAGCUAUAUUAGAAAAAUCAUAUCACGAUAUUGUUCAGAGAAUUAAUAAUCAAAACGUACGGUAUGAAGCUUUCGAUUUUCAUGCUGAAUGUAGAAGAAUGAGAUGGGAUCGAUUAAACAUUUUGAUGGACCGAUUAACUCACGAUCAAGAACAAAUGAGCUAUUUUCUUCUCACGAGAGACGGAUUACUGCUUUCUGUGCAAGAUGGUGUUUUCCGUACAAAUUGUAUCGAUUGCCUUGAUCGCACUAACGUUGUUCAAAGUAUGUUAGCGAAAAGAGUUUUGAACGAAGUAUUGACGAAGUUGGAAGUACUCCGGAAGAUCGAAGAUCAUCCUUCUUUUGAGAAUCUUUUUAAACAGGUAUGGGCUGAUAAUGCAGAUGUUAUAAGUAUACAGUAUUCUGGUACUGGUGCAUUAAAAACUGAUUUUACACGAACCGGCAAACGUACCAAAUUGGGUGCAUUUAGAGAUGGUAUAAAUUCAUUAACGAGAUACUAUAAGAAUAAUUUUGCCGAUGGUUAUCGACAGGAUUCACUGGAGCUAUUCUUAGGUCGCUAUAUCGUGCAAGAUGGCGAAUGUACUUUGAUUCAGUGUCCUUUGGAAUCUGAACGAAAUUGGCGAUACGCUACAUUCCCAUUAGUUUUGUUAGUUGCAUCAUCGAUGCUUGUUGCACAUAUAAUUCUUCCCUCUCGAUAUACUACAGAAGUUUUGCUUUAUAUGUUAUUUUGGGGUGCUAUGGUUGCAGGAACUUUUGCUACCAUUAUUCAUCAUGGAAAACAAUAUGUAGAUAAACCUAAAUUAACAUAGAAGGAAAAGUACAAUUCCUUUUUAAGGCAUACGUACUGUAAAAACUUAUAAUUAAUGAGGAAAGAUAAUUUCAAUCAAGAAAGGCUUUAACUUUUUAUUGUUAAGCCGUUAAAUUGUAGAAGUGCUUUAUUGUAUGAAAGUUAAAAGGGAAUAUUAACGUAUAUUCCUGCAUUCCGUAUAAUUUUUCUUUAUGAAUUGUAAAACGUUAUAGUACAUAUUUUCAUAAAUUUUAAGCUGUACAUAUACAUUACUCCAAAAAUUCUGAGGGGACAUUGAAAGCAUGUAUUCUAUACGAAGUAGACAAAUGUAUGGUGGAAUUGCUCUUCAUUCUUCUUGAACGAUUAUAGGGGUAGGUCUUCUGACAAUAUACAAUUUUCUAAGUAGACUGUAUAUUAUACUAUUUUUAAGAGAUAAUCGUUCUUUGGGAUUGGCUUUACAUCUUGAAAAAAAUUCAUCCAUAGUAUUAUAUAAGGCUAAGUGUUUAGUUUCUGGAAAUACUUGUGUAAACAAUGCACUGAUAAACGUUGUUAAGCCACAAACCGCGUUUGGUACCCACCAUCCAUAAAUAAUCUGUAAUUAUAAUGAAAUUAUAUUUAAAAUUAUUUCAAA
This is a messenger RNA of Vespula pensylvanica (western yellowjacket), 2784 nucleotides long. RefSeq names its product phosphatidylinositol-3-phosphatase SAC1 (gene Sac1). Lineage: Eukaryota; Metazoa; Arthropoda; Insecta; Hymenoptera; Vespidae. The transcript has 8 exons. Gene Ontology annotation, biological process: phosphatidylinositol dephosphorylation. The record is from RefSeq and is a predicted model, not a curated record. Gene Ontology annotation, cellular component: endoplasmic reticulum. Gene Ontology annotation, molecular function: phosphatidylinositol-4-phosphate phosphatase activity. The coding region runs from base 424 to 2175 and encodes 583 amino acids.